Cladocopium goreaui is the source of this 2082-nucleotide messenger RNA. Lineage: Eukaryota; Dinophyceae; Suessiales; Symbiodiniaceae. The record is from the annotation of a GenBank genome assembly.
AUGUCAUGCGGCAUUCAUCAACAUGCCAAGCCGUUCCCGCAGCUGUUCAAGCUGCUCCAGCUGUCCAAGCGCUGUCACAUGGCCAACGUUGCUGCUGCAAUUGCUGAGGCAGUGGAAGCGAUGGAGGCAGCAGAUGCAGCGGUGAUUCAAGGCGACGCGCCUUUGAUUGAGGAUGGCGAGGACGAAGAGCCUGCAGAGCCUGCUCGGGAUGACGGCGGUGAUCAAAUCGAUCCAGCUGGAAGUGCUGGAGAUGAUCAAGCCGUUCAAGCUGCCCCAGCCGUCCCAGCCGUCCCAGCUGCCCCAGCCGUCCAAGCUGAAGGCGCGCUGGUGCCUGCUGGCGAGAAUCCCGUGGCCCGAUCUAUGCGGCAAGAGAUCGCGGAAGGGGUCAUGGCUGCAGUGGGCAGCACGCCUUUUCACCUGCGCAUGGAUGAUGCCAUGUUGCUCGAGCAGGAAGAGGUGCAGCGGCACGCAAUCGCGUUGCUGCAGGCCCCGAGCAUCUUCCGUGAGAAGUACGAUACCCAGAGUGACUUCACCUGGUCUCUUUUCGGCUUCAACACUUUGCUGAACAGCUUCUACGAGAACGGGGUCAAGAACAGUGAGACCAUCCAAGCCAUCUGCGCAGGCUUUACGCUGCCAGCCACCGAGCGGCACAUCGUGGAAACUGCCCGGGAUUUGCUCGCAAAGAUCCCAGCCGGGGGAGGCGUCCCCCAGAGGUUCAUGGUCUUGUUGACCAUCGUCCGAGAGCACCUGGAGCAGUUCGCCGAAGUGCAGGAGCAUAACGGCGAAAUUGUCUGCAAUGUGCUGCUUUUCCCAUAUGUGAUGAAUGGGGCAGCCCGAGGCUAUAAAUUGGCAGUGCCAGCCAAGGACAUGACAUGGUCCGGGUGGGCGCUUCCGUGGGGCACUGACGGCUUGCUGAUGCCGGUUGGCCUCUACGCCAGCGACGUCCUCGAGAUGGCGCGCCAAUUUGUGCAGUUGGCUGGCUUGGGGCCACGGCACGAUGGUCCCAGAAGCUUGGAUGCCUUUCUUUCAGACCAGAACCAGGUGGUCAUGGCUGUCGAGGACAGGAACAGGGCUUGCAUCCAAGCAUCCUUCUCAAGCAAUGCGUUCCAUGGCAAGCUGGAAGAGCAUGCCUCAGCAGGCGUGCGGUAUGCCUUGGAUCUUGCCAGGUAUAAAACCAUAUCCACUACAAGCUGGUGGAGAAGUUGGAUGUGGGCUUCGGACAAUUUUUCGAUUUUGGAGAAGAAGCUGGCUAUGGACCCACUUCCUAUUUCGUCUCGGCGGAGGGAUUCUUUUACGUCCUCACCUAUCGAGCUGCUGACGUGGCCCAGCGGAAGUUCGAAGGCACCCCGCGAUGGAUUCUGCAGGGCGAGUGCUUCAAGGGCGACUUCGACGACGACAAGUGGCUACCGAGCUGGAUCACGAGCAGCCUGCACCAUCCAGUGGGUUGGGGAGGGCCCCGAUGACUUCAACCUUCUGUGGGAUGGCAUGCAAGUUGAAAGGGCACUCGUGGCCACAAAGACGACAACGUCCAUGGUGCUUGCACUUCGGUUGUCCCGCUGGGAAGAUUCAAAAGGACGGCCCUGGAGUGUCACAUUGGCCAGAUGCUCUUCGGUCCCUGAUGGUGUGAAGAUGGCGAUGGCACAGUCGAACGUCCAUGGGGACAAAUACUGUCGCCAGACCUACAGGAACACCAAUGACAUGGAGCUUGCCCAAUACGCCCAUCGCACACGGCAAGUUUUCACUUCCCGCCCACAGUCGCGCUAUGGGCAGGAGUCGCAGCAGGAGCCUCAGCAGCAGCAGCCACCGCCGAGCGCUGCAACAGGCUUUCCACCAGGAAUGACAGCCAUGGAUGAUGGGUGGGGCGGAACCAUGUUUGUGCCGACGGCUCCAGUUCGCCCUGCCAUGUCUGCUUUUCAGCCGUUGUGGGAUCAGCAGACUUGGCAGCAGCAGCCGUCCCAGCCGUCCCAGCGUCGUCGCAGCAGGGACAGGGCCAGCAUGGACAGGGCCGGCGCAACCAGGGGCAGAACCAGGGAUAGAAUCAGGGGCAGAAUCAGGGCUGGUGGAACUGAGAAGCGUGUCUGA